This is a messenger RNA of Gigantopelta aegis, 3705 nucleotides long. RefSeq names its product potassium voltage-gated channel subfamily H member 7-like. The record is from RefSeq and is a predicted model, not a curated record. Gene Ontology annotation, biological process: transmembrane transport; monoatomic ion transport. The coding region runs from base 121 to 3558 and encodes 1145 amino acids. Gene Ontology annotation, cellular component: membrane. Lineage: Eukaryota; Metazoa; Mollusca; Gastropoda; Neomphalida; Peltospiridae. The transcript has 10 exons. Gene Ontology annotation, molecular function: monoatomic ion channel activity.
UAAUCCAAAACACCGACCGGUUUACAUACAUCAGAAAAAACAUCUUCGCGCUGGAAAAGAGAUUUCGUCAUAAUUAGUCGCUCGUAACCUUCAUGGGAUACGUCUACGAAGAACCGAGUCAUGGAUCUUCAAGACAGCACUUUACAACGAUCUCACCGACUAGAUAGCAUGUCGGGUCUGUCCGUUUCCGGAAUGGGCCCUCCGCGACCCGAAAGAGACAAGGAGAGCAGGGAGAGGGAGCGAGAACGGAAGCGCGAAUGGGAGCGGAAGCGCCAGCAAGAACAGGGCGUGUCGAGCGACAGCGACAUCGACAGCUCAUUGGAGGACAACACCCGCCUCGUCGUCACCCCCAGCACCUCGCCGCUCGUACCGCGGGCGGGCGGAAGACCAGACCUCCCCCGGAGAGACGAUUCAGACAAGAGGAAAAAUUCCAAUUCCAGUCUCACCGCCGCUCUCGACAAAAGGUUAUCGCAGAUUGCCUCUCCAAACUUACAGCGUUCGGAUUCUGUGAAGUACUGCAGCGCGUCCAAUGGGAAGGCUCCGCGGUCGGCCGCUCAUCCAAUGGAACGCGGGACGGCCUCCCGACGCGUGCCAAGUUUGAAACUCAAACGACUAAACACCGCUCUGAAAACGCAACAACCGGACGCAACAACAUCACCAACAUCCCCCACCACCACCACCACCACCACCACAAUGCCCUGCCUCGUGCAGGGUACGAACGCCGUGAACCCUUCCAUCACCAUCACUCUCGAUUCGGACGACGAUUCCAUCUACAGCGACUACCUGAGUCCGGAGAUCAACUACCGCCACGACGUCAAGGUGCAGUUUCUAGGAGACGACACCAGCCUGUAUGGGACUCCAAAGGAGGAGUUGUUUCCAUCGUCGACGGAAAAUGUGAGCAUGGAUCAGAAGUCGAAGUCUAGUUCUUUCCUGAGGGAUCAGGUAUCCAACUUCUUUCAACCCUCUGAUAACAAAUUGGCCAUGAAGCUGUUUGGGAACAAGAACGCGUUGAUGAAAGAGAAGAUGAGACACAAAAGGGCUGGAAAUUGGGUUAUACAUCCAUGCAGUAAUUUCAGGUUUUACUGGGAUCUCUUCAUGCUAGUUCUUCUGAUAGCCAAUCUGAUCAUCCUUCCUAUAGCAAUAUCGUUUUUCAAUGACGACCUAAGUAUGCACUGGAUUGUCUUCAACUGUAUGUCAGAUACUGUUUUUUUUCUAGAUAUCGUCAUAAAUUUUAGAACAGGCAUUAUCCUGAAUGAUUUUGCAGAUGAAAUCAUCCUGGACCCCAAGCUGAUCGCCAAACACUAUAUGAAGUCGUGGUUCAUUCUCGAUCUUAUCAGCUCGGUUCCCGUCGAUUAUAUAUUUUUAAUGUGGGAUUCGGAGGCGAAUUUUUCGCAGUUGUUCCACGCAGGUCGUGCACUGCGAAUGCUUCGACUGGCAAAACUUCUCAGUUUGCUACGCCUCCUCCGACUAUCCCGACUCGUGCGCUACGUGCAGCAAUGGGAAGAGUUUUUAGCAAUAGCCGGCAAGUUUAUGCGGAUAUUCAAUCUAAUCUGUUUGAUGUUUCUGCUCGGUCACUGGAACGGGUGCCUCCAGUUUCUUGUGCCAAUGCUCCAGGACUUCCCCAAGGAUUGCUGGGUAUCCAUAGAGGAACUGCAGGAUGCUCAAUGGGCCCAGCAGUACACGUGGGCUUUAUUUAAAGCUUUAUCUCAUAUGCUAUGCAUCGGGUACGGGCGGUUUCCGCCACAGAACAUGUCAGAUACAUGGCUCACCAUACUGAGCAUGCUCAGUGGAGCCACCUGCUAUGCACUUUUCUUGGCUCACACGACUACCCUAAUACAGUCUUUCGACACUUCCAGGAGAUUAUACAAUGAAAAGUUUAAACAAGUGGAGGAGUACAUGAUAUGCCGGAAGUUAAACCGGAACUUGCGUCAACGAAUCACGGACUACUACGAACACCGCUACCAGGGCAAGAUGUUUGACGAGGACACCAUCCUCAGCGAACUCAACGAGUGCCUCCGACACGAGGUGAUAAACCACAACUGUCGCGCUCUGGUGGCGUCAGUGCCGUUCUUCACACACGCUGACCCCUCGUUCGUGUCCGAGGUCGUUAGCAAACUCCACUUUGAGGUGUUCCAGCCCGGAGACUACGUCAUCAAGGAGGGAACCAUGGGAACGAAGAUGUUCUUCAUACAGGAAGGGAUCGUCGACAUCGUCACGUCCGACGGAGAGGUCGCUACCAGUCUUUCAGAUGGGUCGUAUUUUGGAGAAAUCUGUCUUCUUACACACGCUAGACGUGUAGCCAGUGUCAGGGCGGAGACGUACUGCAAUCUCUAUUCACUGGCAGUGGAGCACUUCACGAGCGUCCUCGACCGGUACCCAGUCAUGAGGAGAACCAUGGAGAGCGUGGCGGCGGAACGCCUCAGCAAAAUCGGUAAAAACCCGAGCAUUGUGUCGAGCAGGGCCGAUCUGGAGGAGGACCAGAAACUAGUCAACGAAAUCGUCAUGGAGUCCACCCCCAUUCCGACUAGUGCCAGCGAUAACGACGAGGGCGACUCUGACGAAAGCUCAGACGGGUGCAAACCGAAAAAGAAAUUCAAGUUCGACUUCGCGACGAAGCUGCACAAGAUUUCCGAGGAGAAGAGAUCGAAGUCCAGAGAGAGUCUCCGAAACAAGGAUCUGAUAGACUUCGGAGAAGGUGGAAAGUCCGAGACAAAGAAGACGAAGCUUCACAAAGUCCCAUCUGGGCCUAACCUGUUCGGCCUGAAGGUGCCGUGGAUGCCGGAUAGAAAGAGAUCAGGGAGUGUGGGAGACUUCUCGCAAGGAGUUCCGAUUCGCGAGAGUCGGAUAGAAGAAGAAAAGAAUGAUACCAGUACGACUGGAGAGAAACGUCGCAGCAGCUUUCUAGAAAAGACAUUUCUGAAAGCCUUCGACCACAAGGAACAGAAAGCCUCGAAAUUAAAAGCACGCAAAACGUCCAGCUUUGAAGAUCCAUCAUCCUACCAUUCUGCCCUUACACGGCAGUUCUUGACUGUACCCGCAGAUUCUACUAAAGACAGUGCCAAAGAAACGAAAGAGUCUAGAGAUUUAAGACACAGAACUAAACCAGAUGAUGUGACAGUUAAAACAGAAAUGAAAUCUGUAGCUCCCAGUGAAUCGUUACCGUCCCCGACCGCAGAAAUUCAACCAUCACCCAUCAUCAAGGAGGGUGGGGCUUCAUCAGUCGUCCUUUCCGGUAUCUUAAGAACACCAAAAGAACCACUGUCUAACGCGUCUAGAGAGAUACCGAACGGUGAUAAAGAUGGUGGUGUACUACAAGAUAAAACUUUAUCAUCAGACUCUUCUGCACAUGUGAAUUUAGUUUCAGAAAUGUCGCCAUUGUCAGAUGGGAAACAUGAUUCUCCGUCAAAAACUGUUGUCCAUAUUAGCAAAUCGUCGCCAGUCCCAGCAGACCACAAGUCUGCCGCAGAUGAAACCCCGCAGCCAAAAUGGGCUGGUGGCCAACAUGUCACAAUAAGGACAGAGAUAACAAAGAGUGAUGAUUCUGAUGGCGUCACAUGAUACAAAUAAUAACGUUAAAGACAAUAUAUAUGUGACAAGCCUUUCAACCAGCGUCAUAGCGGAUGUUCUAAUUCGCGGUUUGAACUGAUAUCGUCAUUGUAGAUUUUGCUGAGAUUUGUUUGCAAAUUAAAUACUAAUUAAAAUCAA